This is a messenger RNA of Gastrolobium bilobum, 1099 nucleotides long. RefSeq names its product carboxylesterase 1-like. The record is from RefSeq and is a predicted model, not a curated record. NCBI's taxonomy places the organism in Eukaryota, Viridiplantae, Streptophyta, Magnoliopsida, Fabales, Fabaceae. Gene Ontology annotation, molecular function: hydrolase activity. Bases 28 to 1035 code for a protein of 335 amino acids. The transcript has a single exon.
GAUAGUCCCUCACUGGCUCACUCCACCAUGUCCAACCAAACCUCCCAACCAUCUCAAACCAUAGAUCCCUACCAACACCACCAAAUCAUCUACAACCCCGAUGGCACACUCACUCGCAUGCGUCAUGAUCCGCACACCUUACCCUCUUUAGACACCAGUACUCUUCCUGUUCCUGUUCUCACUAAAGAUGUCCCCAUCAACCAAUCAAACAACACCUGGAUCCGAUUAUUCCUACCCCAAAAAGCAAUUCCAAAUCAUGGUUCCACUUCCAACCAAAACGAUAAGCUACCUCUCAUUGUUUUCUUCCAUGGUAGCGGCUUUAUCUUAUUAAGUGCAUCUUCCACCAUGUUCCAUGACUUGUGCGUAGAAAUGGCAGACACCAUCGGAGCCGUCGUUGCCUCUGUUGAAUACCGCCUCGCGCCAGAACAUCGGUUGCCGGCGGCAUAUGAUGAUGCCAUGGAAGCGUUGGUUUGGAUCAGAAGUAGCCAAGAUGAGUGGUUGACACAAUAUGUUGACUAUUCUAAUUGUUAUUUGAUGGGGAAUAGUGCUGGGGCUACUAUUGCCUACCAUGCAGGUCUACGUGCAGCACAAGAGGUAGAUCAUCUUGAACCAUUGAAGAUCCAAGGGUUGAUAUUGCGCCAACCAUUCUUUGGUGGGAUCAAGAGGACUGAGUCAGAGUUGAGGCUUGAGAAUGAUCCUUUUCUUCCAUUGUGUGUUACUGAUUUGAUGUGGGAGCUUGCACUUCCAAUUGGAGUUGACCGUGAUCAUGAGUUUUCCAAUCUAAGGGCUGAGAAUUGUCUUGACAAACUUGAAAAGAUCAAAGAGCUUGGGUGGAGGGUAUUGGUGAGUGGAAAUGGUGAGGACCCACUUGUGGACCGUGGGAAGGAGCUUGUGAAGUUGAUGGAGGAAAAGGGUGUGCAAGUGGUGAGUGACUUCGAGGAAGAAGGUUAUCAUGGGAUAGAGUGUUACGAACCAUCCAAAGCAAAACAAAUGAUAGGGUUAGUAAAAGGUUUCAUUUCCUCAUUCGGAGCUUAGAUUUUAGAGUGUUAUAUUGUUAUUAUGUUAUUGUUUGUUAUACAUUUUUCUUUCUUCUUCUUUA